Entelurus aequoreus (snake pipefish) is the source of this 867-nucleotide messenger RNA. RefSeq names its product neurofascin-like. Gene Ontology annotation, molecular function: protein binding. Lineage: Eukaryota; Metazoa; Chordata; Actinopteri; Syngnathiformes; Syngnathidae. Bases 1 to 867 code for a protein of 288 amino acids. The transcript has 7 exons. The record is from RefSeq and is a predicted model, not a curated record.
AUGGUCUUUACCAGUGUAGAAGGAGGGGGAGUACCAUCUGCUCCCUCAUCCUUCAGAAUCCAGCAGCGACAUCUUGAUAGUAUUUAUGUGGACUGGGAACUGCCAGCAGAACCCAAUGGAACCAUCACCGGGUACUCACUCAUGUACCAGACAGUGAAUGCCACCAGGGGAGAGGAGCAGAGAGUGGAGGAGUUCCUUCCGAAUGUUACAAGUUUCUCAGUACCCCGAUACGAUCGCUAUACUAGAUACCGAUUCUCUGUGGCGGCUAAAACUCGGCUGGGUCUGGGGCUAUGGCAUACAGAGGAGUCUCCACACUACACCACUGAGAUCUAUGCCCAGGACCAGGUGGACAUCUCUACUAAAGGCUGGUUCAUUGGAAUCAUGUGUGCAGUGGCCCUCAUCGUGCUCAUUCUACUGAUAGUGUGCUUCAUCAAAAGAAGCCGAGGCGGGAAAUAUCCAGUACGGGAAAGGAAAGAUAUUUCAUUGGAGCCCGUGGAUGAUCGAGAUCAAGACGGUUCCUUUGACUAUCGGAUAGCACGGGUCACCACUAUCCCCUACCCUCGAUGGGAAGAGGAAAGGGGGAUUCAGAAGAGUCAGCCAUCGAUGGAGGCUGUGAUGAAAAGGUCAGACAGCAACGACAGCCUGGUGGACUAUGGAGACGUAGGAGAUAUAAUGUUCAAUGAGGACGGCUCAUUCAUUGGCCAGUACACGGGGCAAAGGAGGGACGUGAGGGACUUGGACUUUGGUGGGAGUCUGGACCUCCAUUCUCCAAUGAAUGCCAUCUACUCCUUGGCGAACAAUCUUUUCUGCCAGAACAAGCAGAGAUUGAGGUGCUGUCUAAACAACUUUGAUGGUAGCAGGGAGUAA